CGCAUGCGCACACGCAGGUCUUCCAGCUGUGGCGCAUUCCACCGCUGGUGGAGCGGGACGAGGGCGCGCGCGUUCGGUGUCAGUGUCGCUCCUCUCAGUUCCCGUGAUAAAUCACCGCUUUAUUCACGACAUAAUCCCGAAUUAAUCUGAACACAACACGAACCGUGUCGCUCUGUGUUGCUUCCCGGGUCGUGUUUUUGUUGUUGUUUACUUUCUCUCUUUUUUUCUUUUUUUUUUUUUGGCGCACGUGAGGAACGCGACACUUGACAGGAUCGUCCAUGAUGACGGGCAUCGGAUCUGCCUCGGACGCUGUGAGAGACAGAUCUGACAGCACAUUGCAGCCGGAGUCAGACCAGAACCUCACGCCUCCUAAGAGUUCACCUUUGGACCUGAUUGACACGGGGAAAGGACUGAAGGUUCAGAGUACAGCGCCUCACCUGGUCAGUCUGGGGAGCGGCCGGCUUAGUGUGGCCAUCACCGUACUACCUCUGAAGGAAGGAAUCACGCGUAUCGGGCGUGAUGACGCCGCCGUGCCGCAGGAUAUUACCAUCCAGGGUCCAGGCAUCGAAGCUGAGCACUGUGUUAUCGAGAACAGAGGCGGGGUCGUGACUCUGGACCCCUGCGGACAUCUGUGUUCACUCGAUGGAGUUCCUGUGACCACGCCCACCCAGCUCACACAAGGUUAUUCUCUGUGUUUGGGUAAAUCCUACUUCUUCCGUUUUAACCACCCAGAAGAGGCCAGCCGGAUGAAGAGCAUGCUUCCUCAGAAGAGUCCUGUGUCCCCGCUGGUCUACAGCACAGAUUAUAUGAAGUUCAGUAGCGAUUUCAGUCCCAGCGGACCGAGUUCAAGAGGCGUGCGGUCCGUCUCCGAGCUGCGGGAAUUAAUGGACACAUUACAGAGGAAAAAACAAGCUCUGGAGAACAGCCUGCGGACCAAUGGGGACAGUAGCCCCUCCUACUUUAGCAUGACUCAGUCCCCGCCCUCGACGCCCAACUCCUUGUCAGUCAUAACCUCGUCAAGCCCGAUAUCUCCCUAUCAGGACCAAGCAAGACGACUGUACACGUCUGACCGCCCGCCUCUUUUGUGUAAAGUCCCUACCCAGUCGUCUAACAGUGUACCCGCCUCACCACGACGCAGUGACCAGAGGGAUUACAACUCCUCGCUUCCUCCUUUGCGGCCAAUGACCCGGAACCAGUCCCAGGAUAGCCUGCUUGCCUCUUCGGACGGUCGACGUGGCCAAACAUCAAGUUCUUUGCUGUCAAUGUGGAAUGGUUCCUACUCUACAGCAAGCGAUGCCCUUCCACAAACUCCAGGAAGCGGAAGCGGAGCAGCUAGCAUGCCCUCCAGCCCACGAUUAGCACGCAGGCUACAGCCUGAGGAAGCAGGACGCCCAAUUCCAGUGCCACGCCAAAGGAAGUACUCAGCCGGUUCUCUGACAGGAAUGGGCAUAGCCGCUCACAGCCGCUCUCUACCCCGUCUCUACCGCUCGGCGGAAUCCCAGCUCGCCCCUCUCACCCUACCAUGGCCCCGCUCCUCACCCACCCCUGAGUCCAGUCACCAAAACGGGCAUUCUGAGGUGAUCUCCAUCUCCUUGUCCACCAGGUCCCUUUCCAAACAAGCACCCACACGUCCGGAAGUGACCGCGCCCUCAGGUGCUACAACCAGCCCACGUCAGGCCAAGAAGAUGAGUCUGACCUCCAGCAGUUCCUACUCGGAUUUGGAGAAGCAGGCAUUGCGCACGUCCUCACCAGCCUUCGAGCUGGGUCUGGGCGAGAGGAGGCAGUCGUUUGGGAAGGCCGGGAUCAGUCCACAGGGUGGAUUCCGUGAGAGGAAGGGCAGCAUCAGCUCUCUCAGUGGGAAAGAAGAGCUCCAGGACUAUCACCAGAGACAGAGAGACGAAAGACUUCGAGAGCAGGAGGUGGAGAGACUGGAGCGUCAGCGUCUGGAAACCAUCCUGAGUCUGUGCUCGGAACGGAAUCAGAGCGGCUCAGCCGUGGCCGACCUCCAGAAGAUCAACAAGGAGCUCGAGAAGCUCCAGGUGACCGAGGAUGAGUCCAUGUUUUCUGACUCCGCACAAAACGGAUACAGCUCUGGAGUCCCAGGUUUGGAGUUGCAGGUCAGUGAGGAGCACCAGGUGCGCCAGCAUUGUUCCAGCGGGCAGCGAGACGUCAGGGCGGAGUCACCUGCUGGGAGUCUUCACGGCUCUGCCCCCACCCCUUCCCCUCGACAGGCGCGGAAUAAUAAGCAGGCGCCCGAGGACGAGGAAGUGCGGCUGAAGCAGGAAGUGACGCGUAUUGAAGAGGAGAGGAUCCAGGUGCUGAACAACAUGGAGGAGCUGGAGCAGAAGAUCAAAGAGCUGGACAACCAGAUGGAUGAAUCAGUCCAAGAGAUGGAGGUGGAACGCGCUCUGUUAGAAGGCGAGCAGGAGUCUGAGGCGGCUCAGCUGCAGCAGGAGAAGGAGGCUCUGGAGCAGCUGAAGGACAAGAUGGCCGACAUGGAGAAGAGGGUGCAGGUGGAAAAGUCGCAGGACAAAGCCCAGCUCGAUGCUGAGCGGGUAAAGCUCGAGCGUCUGGCCGAAGUGUUGUCCGAGCAGCGCGCUCAGCUCGACACGUGUCCCGAAGCCCUGAAAGAGCAGCUCGUCCUCCAGCUGUCCAGGGACGCCGAGACGCUGGAGGUAGAGACGAAGCGUUUCGAGGACCUGGAGUUCCAGCAGCUGGAGCGAGAGAGCCGUCAGGACGAGGAGAAAGAGACGCAGACGCAGCAGGUCCUCCGAGAGAUCGCAGAGUACCAGCGCAGCACUGUCACCCGCAAGGAGAAGAUGCUUGCUCUGAAGAAACAGUCCACACAGAUCAUCCAGCAGGCCCAAAAGGAGAAGGAGAGCUUUCUGAAGGAGAAGAACAACCUUCAGAUGAUGCUGCAGCGGGAAAAGGAGAAUCUCAACAACCUGGAGAAGAAAUAUGGCGAGCUCACGGGGGGGCGGAGCUUCCCCGUCAACCCCCUCAGUAUGAAGGAGGACAGCUCCUUAUUGGCUGAUGUAUGUCAGCCUUGUAGCGAGCUUAGCCACACCCACCAUCUCUCACUACUUCCUGUUGAUAUCGUGGCCUUUUCCUGUCUCUUCUCCUUUCUGUCCAUUAAAAGUGCUGAGGGUUAUGUCACAGUGAGUGAGAUCAAUGAACUCUAUGCGAAAUUGGGGGUUGAGACAAGCCACGCCCCCUUCAACCUCAAUGCCCCCGAGCGUCCCGACUCUGGGUCUGAACCCAGCCCUAGUCCCGAAGACGGCAGCGCGCCUUCAGGAGAGGACGAGCUCUGCGUCUCUUCCUGCUCUCGCUCCGCCCUCAAACCCGUCUCCGUGCACUGGCCCGAGGAAAUGGUGACCUUCCUCGGCCCAUCUCCUCCUCUUCCUCCUCCUCUCCCUGCCAAAAAACACUCACGGCACAGGCAGCAUUUCCGAAGCCUGGAGGAAAGGAAGAGAUUAGGGAAGGAGGGUCACAUGUGUGACACGCUUCCUCGGAAAAAGUCCCAGGCUGCAAUCGGCUUUCAGUACAAUUGCGCUACUCUGGGCCGCAACACACCUCCUAAAUCUCAUCUGCCUUUAGCGCAGAGCUCCAGCUGUGGCAGCGUCUUAAACCGAGUCCUCACGGUGUCUCCUAAAGACGCAGACGCCCGCCGUCUGCACAAGGGUCACAGUCAGCAGCUGGUGGGCGAGGAUCACCGAUCGAGACUGACUGAGCUCGGGGGUCGCGCCGCCUCCCAGUCCAACGUCUUCCUGGACUCUAUGGGUUACCGUGACAACGGCUUUGACACGUUCAGCGUGGACAGCUCAGACAGCAUGGAGACCAGCAUCUCCGCCUGCUCGCCUGACAACAUCUCCAGCGCCAGCACCUCCAACGUGGCCAAGAUCGAGGAGAUGGAGCGGCUGCUGAGGGAGGCUCAGGCUGAGAAACACCGACUCCUGGAGCACAGGGAGCGAGAGAUGGAGGUGCGGCGUCAGGCUCUGGAGGAGGAGCGCAGGAGGAGGGAAGAUCUGGAGAAACGACUGCAGGAGGAAACGAGUCGACGACAGAAACUCAUCGAGAGGGAGGUGAAGCUGCGAGAGAAACAGAGAGCUCAGUCUCGUCCGCUGACCCGUUACCUGCCUGUGAGGAAGGACGACUUCGACCUGCGGGGCCACAUCGAGUCAGCCGGACACAACAUCGAGACUUGCUACCACAUCUCCAUCACGGAGAAGACGUGUCGCGGCUUCCUCAUCAAGAUGGGAGGAAAGAUCAAGACGUGGAAGAAGCGCUGGUUCGUCUUCGACCGUAACCGCAGAACGCUGUCUUACUACGCAGAUAAACACGAGGCGAAGCUGAAAGGAGUGAUCUACUUCCAGGCCAUAGAGGAGGUCUACUAUGAUCAUUUAAAGAAUGCACACAAGAGCCCGAAUCCAUCCUUAACCUUCAGCGUAAAGACUCACGAUCGUGUGUACUACAUGGUGGCUCCGUCUCCCGAGGCCAUGCGGAUCUGGAUGGACGUCAUCGUCACAGGAGCGGAGGGAUACACUCAGUUCAUGAUUUAGACCUGCGUCGUGAUUUUAGCCCGUGUGUGUGUGUGUGUCUGUGUGCGCGCCUUAAAGACUAAAGAUUUAUCGACGUUCCUGUCGUUUUCGCAUGGACGUCAUGUGACCAGCGUCGUCACUGUGUUAUAUCCUUGUGGAACCGUGUGCAGUGUAAAGGUUUCAUACAGCCGUUUUUUGUUUUUGUUUGUUUGUUUUAGUUGGUUAUCUAAAGUGCCUUCAGAUUUCAAAUGCCAUGCUUUAUCCACGUCACCCCGAAAUGAAGGAUUCUGAUUGGUUGUGACAUCACACGCACAUGACUGAACGUUUAAACACGGCGUCAUCUUCCACGUUGUGUUUCAUGAGGAAUUGAUUACAUUUUAAUGUGUGUGUGUGUAUGUGUGUGUGUGUGUUGAUCCUCAGGGAUGCACAGGUCAACAACAACAUUAAAGGUGCAGUCUGUAAUUUUUAAUAGUGUCUUAAACCCUGCGAUCAUUUUGAAGAUAUGUUAGAAAAAUCAUUUGCGAUGUCUCCACAGAAUUAGCUCCGCCUACGAGGCAGAAUAGAUGUGUGUAGCCCCACCCCUUAUACCUAAAAAGCAACACGCAAGAUGUACGUAUUUAAGGAAGGAAGAGCUGUUGGUUGUUAGGCAAUGAAAAGUUUGUUAAUGCUUUCACUGCAAUUGCAAAUCACUUUUCAGACAGCAGGAGGCGCUAAAAAAUUCCAGACCGCACCUUUAACGCUGUUUCUUUUAAAUACCAAAGAAUUCACAUGAAAUUACACACUGUAUAGUGUGUGUACAGGUAUACAGCCGGUGUGUACGUCAGAGUUCAGACUAUAGUUUUAGUUUUGUAAUCUUCACAUUAACGAAAGGUGCUAAAAGACGUAUACUUUCAUUUUUGUUGGAGUUUUUUUUUUUCUUUUGGGUAAUGUUGCCAAAUGCUCUGGAAAUUCAGCAGUAUUUUAGAAUGUUGAAAACAUUUUAUCGUGUCAAUAUUGGACGUACUGAGUUUGCAGGAUCUGUCAUUUGGGUUAGAAACCACCUUCACUUUAUACAUAUAUAUAUAUGUGUGUGUGUGUGAGUGUGUGUGUGUGUAUAUAUAUAUUUUAAUAGGAGAAUUAUCCCAAUUGCUCUAGUACAGUGUAUAUUACUUUCUCUGUGUAUGUUUUAUAUAUAUUUGAAAUAUAAAAUAUAUUCUAAAAUAUUGUCUAAAGCUUUCCAAGCUCAUUUUAAGGCUCACAGUUCAGCUUUUCACCUGCCUCUCCGCUGCAUAAAGAAAAAUUUCCUAAAAAUAUCUGCGCUAAUGGUUUCUAUUAACCGUAAAAAUGAUUACAUACUGGUGGAGAAAAUGUUUAAUGGAAACCAUUUUCAUUCAGAAAAGUCAAGAACUCUUCUCUCCUGGACAGACACAUACACACACAUCACCAGCAGGGGGCAGUAAGAGUCUGCGACGCUCCAAUAAUGGGUGACUAAUAAUAAUAAUAAUAAUAAUAGUAAUAAUAAUACUCUGAAUGCUUUUCUCUGUUGUAUAUUUCACUAAAAGAUUUGAAUUUUCUUAUUUUUAAUUGUUAUUUAUGUUGUUACUCUGCAUGCACCUGUAUUUUUGCAUCCAAAAUAAUAAAAUCAGGACACAAAGACA
This is a messenger RNA of Ictalurus furcatus (blue catfish), 6175 nucleotides long. RefSeq names its product pleckstrin homology-like domain, family B, member 2b (gene phldb2b). The coding region runs from base 279 to 4559 and encodes 1426 amino acids. The transcript has 24 exons. Gene Ontology annotation, molecular function: protein binding. NCBI's taxonomy places the organism in Eukaryota, Metazoa, Chordata, Actinopteri, Siluriformes, Ictaluridae. Gene Ontology annotation, cellular component: basal cortex. Gene Ontology annotation, biological process: regulation of microtubule cytoskeleton organization. The record is from RefSeq and is a predicted model, not a curated record.